Striga hermonthica is the source of this 2781-nucleotide messenger RNA. NCBI's taxonomy places the organism in Eukaryota, Viridiplantae, Streptophyta, Magnoliopsida, Lamiales, Orobanchaceae. The record is from the annotation of a GenBank genome assembly.
AUGGCGGCGUCAAAAUCGGAUUUUGCUCAGAAGCUGCUCCAUGAUCUUCGUGCGCGCAAGGAAAGGAUGGCUGCUGCUCAAAGUUCGAGCCGGCAGUCCACACAUACAUCAAGAGCUGCACAUGGAAACACCAGGCCGACUUCCAAAGGCUCUCGACAUAUAAACACACUAGAAUCGGCGAGCUCUAGAACAGGGAACACGAGUGGACGAUCGAACAAUGGAACCCACCGCACAUCUAUAAUCACAAAUGAAAACUCCAACCAGAUUAUUCUCUACAACAGCGGCCAAAAAGCCUCCGGAAAACAAGUGAGGGACCUAUCCAUGGCGAUAGCCCUCGCCUUUGAGAAUGGCGGCAACCUCACCAGCAUCCGAGCCUCAGCCACAAACCCGCUCGUAAAUUUUUUCAACCGAUUUAGUCGUAAAUCGCGGGACACACACAAGAUGGACAUAACAACCUUCGGCAACAAAAAUCGUUCUCAGAUUCCUACAAUCUCCAACAUACACGUAAGUGAAGUGUCGAAAGGCGUUCAGAGGCUCAAUCAGAUUUUACGAGCCUGCUCGAACAGGUUUGGCCUCGAGGGAAGCGGCUCCAUUGAGGUUGGGAAAGAAUUAAUGAAAGGUGCAAUGGAUUUGGAGGAGUCGUUAAGAAUGCUUGUCAAUUUACAGGAGACCUCGCAGCAUGCAGAAAAUACUCGGAACAAAGGCCGGAUUAAGCUACUCGACGAGGAUGAAGAUGAAAAUUCUAAAAUAGCCGAGAAGUGGGAAUUGGAUCGGCCUAAAUUCUCGUUCGAUAGGCCGAGAAGGAGACAGAUGGAUUUAUUGGGAUUUGACGAGACCUCAGAAAAAUCGAGUAGGGAUCUGAAUGUGGUUCGUCAUGAAAGGUCGAGUAGCUAUGUUCAGGAUUUGGGUCUUUUUACGCAAACUCGUAGCUCGAGUUUACCACAGCCGACACAAGAGAAGAAGAGAAUAUCGAAUGUCGUGGCUAAACUAAUGGGGCUUGAAGAGACUCCACAUAAUGAGGAUUUCAUACACAAGAAAAGUGAUCCUAAGGGGAAACAAGGACAAGUCCCGAAACAAACAAUUAACAAGUCGUUUGAGCCUUUGAAUAGAGAGAGUAAUAAUACGACAAAAGGCCAUAGCACUGCAACAACUCAAGUUAAUGGGCGUCAUCAAAUUUUUGGAGAUAAUCAGAGGAAACAAAAUCCCGCAGUAGACAGACAAAGCAAAACCAUCAAGAAACUCCCAAGCAAUCAACAAAAGCAUGAAGACAAACGUGGACAGCUUCAAGAGCAGGUGCUUAGAAGAGGUGAACCUUCACAGGACAAGCUAAAGAAGGUACAAAAUGGCCAGCAGCUGCAGAAACAAAACUUGUUGGCCAAAAACCACGACGGCAGCCAAGCAUCCAUUGUAACCUCAAAAUCAAAGAAAAUUACGGCCGUAAAUUCACAGAAGCUUUCGCGUGAUAAGUCGGUACCUGGCAACAAAAGAUCCACAAAAUCAAUUACAAAACUUCCACCUAAGGACCCACCAAAGAGAACAGAUCAAGAUGAUGUCCCCAUGAUUGAUAUCUCUCAACAGACUGUGACAAAUAAGGAAAAUAUCAAGAAAGAAGAUGGAAGUCAUAAGUCAUUUACAAGAGAACCAGAAACAGAUGUGGAAAACAAAAAUAGAAAUCUGGAACCCAUGAAGGGGAAGGCAAUUGAGGUCCCGACCAAACAUAAGGCAGAGAUUCCCAAGAAAGUUCAAAAAAGUGAGAUUCCUCAAAAGAUAGAUGUACUGAUGUCUAGAAGACAUGCAAAUGCGAAUCACUUAACAAGAUCAACGAAGCAGCCAGCAAAGCUGUUGAAGGAUUUGAAGCAACAGAUGCAUAACAAACACCGGAACAGUAAAAGAGUGGAAGAACAAAGUUAUAGUGAGAUACAGAAUGAAAAAGAAGGAAUGAAUGUGUACAGUGCAUCAGAAAACACUAACAUUGAACCAGAGAAGCAACAGGACAAGUUAGAAAAGGAAGACGCCAAGAAUGUCGUGCUAAACAUUUCAUGUGAUGACCAAGCCAUAAAAGCUGGGGAAGUUUCUAAUGAACUCGAGACAGUGGAAGAGCCGUAUGCUCUUGAAGAUGAACAAGAGCUCGAACGACGUGAUCAAAUCACAAGAGAUUACAAGGGAGAAAGCAUAGAAGAACUACACAAUCUUCCUCAAAACGAGGACAAGCAAACGUCCAUACCUGACAGACGAGAGCAACUCACAGAACCCGAAAAACAACUCAAGGAGAUGGCGAUUAAAAGCCAGACGUUCCUCAGCACAGCAGAAGCGCUUUUCAAGCUCAACUUGCCCACCAGCUUCCUCCAUGCAACGGAACAAGACUACGAAGCCCCCGAAAACAAGCUCGUCCUGAACUGCGCGCAGGAAGUAAUGAAGAGGAAAGCGAGGAGACACGGAGUCGCAAAUCACCCCCACAUGAAACCAGCCUCAGCCGGUCCCAAGGUGCGAUCUUUCGACGAUUUGAUCAAGCAGCUGGGCAAGGACUUGGAAACCCUGAAGCUGUACGGCGGGAAUCUCGGCGACGAGCGUGAUUUAGCGGCGCGACUGUACAGAAUGCUGGAGAAGGACAUCGGCGGCGGGGGCGCGGAUGUGAACUGCAUGUGGGACCUCGAAUGGAGCAAUCUCAAGGCGUUGGUAACUGAAAAAGACGAUGUUGUGAGGGAGGUCGAGAGGUAUAUGCUCAAUGGUUUGCUUGAUGAGAUCACCGGCGAUUUGGUGGCCCUGACAGUGUCGGGUUGA